AUGGUGUGUCUUUGAGCCAGGAGACCAUGCAGCUCGGGCAGGAUGCUCCGGAUGAUGUCCUCAAAGAGCCUCAGCCUUGCAAAAGACCUGCAGCCGCCAAGAGCUCUUCCCUCAUGAAGCGCCCAGCCAGUCAGGCUGCUGAAGCCUCAAAGCCCAAAGCGGCUAAGAGCGCUCCAAAGCCCAAAGCGGCUAAGAGCGCUCCAAAGCCCCAGGCGAAAGUGAAAGGGGAGCCCAAGCCCAAGCCGCUGGGCAAAAAGCAAAAGCUUGCUGCUGUUUUUGCCGGAGAGCCCGCCUCUGCGGCUCCCGCUGACCCUUCCAUCCCCGAGGAGGAAGUUGAGGUAGCCGAGGGCGCCGAGGAGUCUCGGGACCGCUCCAAAGCGGCGCGCUUCUUCCAGCUCAUGCGAGGGGGCUCUCUGCCCGAGGCGGUCCUGUCCGAGUGGCAGAAGUCUGGGCCCGCAAGGACCGUUGAGCGGACAGAGACGGCUACCGACCGCCAGUCUGGGUUUGGCAAGACAGUCUUCAUGAGGAUGUACCGCUUCGACACGGACGAUGACUUGCAAGCGGCCAUCGACGCGGGAGACGUCAUGACGUUCACGACGAACGGAAAGACCAUGUACGCGGUUGUCAACGUGGAGCUGAACACGUCGGCGAAAAAAAACAACGCGGAGACCAUGGCGUCCGACGUGCUGGAGCUCUCCGCAGAGACUGGCUCCAUCUUUGACAGCAUCUGGUCCAAGCUGAGCCCGGAUGUCAACGACGCGGACUCGGGCGCAUCGCUGGCCAUCAAGGACGCCGAUCGCAAGUUCGGGCCGGAUGAGCUCCAGAAAGUUCGCCCCCGCCUGUCAGUUGCCGUCAAUGCUAUGGACAAGCUGCUCAAGGAGACGCGCAAGUGCGCGUCGCAGAUCACGACGAAG
This is a messenger RNA of Effrenium voratum, 914 nucleotides long. The record is from the annotation of a GenBank genome assembly. NCBI's taxonomy places the organism in Eukaryota, Dinophyceae, Suessiales, Symbiodiniaceae.